Messenger RNA from Cannabis sativa, 2004 nucleotides. RefSeq lists its product as uncharacterized. Gene Ontology annotation, molecular function: cysteine-type peptidase activity. Gene Ontology annotation, biological process: proteolysis. The coding region runs from base 22 to 1944 and encodes 640 amino acids. The record is from RefSeq and is a predicted model, not a curated record. Lineage: Eukaryota; Viridiplantae; Streptophyta; Magnoliopsida; Rosales; Cannabaceae. The transcript is spliced from 4 exons.
AAGAUUUCUUACACCAAGCUGAUGGAAAGUUGUAACAAGGAUUACUUGGAUGUGAAGAAUAAGAUGUUGAAAAAGAUUGAGAAGGGAGUAACUCAGAAGGAGGCAAAAUACUCAGCCUACGGCUAUGCUGCAGCGUUGCAGUAUUGGGCAUACGAGGCCAUAUUACAGCUGGGCAACGAGUAUGCAGUGAGGAGGUCGCAUGGCUUUCCGAGAAUGGUCAACUGGGAGAGUAAGCCGAAAACUACACUCGGGAAGGAUGAAGUGACCAGAUUAUUUGCUAAAAAUUUGACAGUGUACUCCGUGUUAUGUCCUCGGCCGAACGAGAUUGAGUUUGUGAGUUACAUAACCGGGGGUCAGCCUCCAUUAUUUGUUGACUUGGAGGAACUUGUGUUGGGUGAGGAUGGGCAACCAACACAGGAUGCUUUGCGAAGCCAGGCCGAAAAGCUUGCCUCCACAUUGGAAGAACGAGCGGAGGCAGCCCGAAUAUUUAAAGACUCUACACCACCUCCACCGUCUCCUCCACGUGCACCGCCCGCAGUUCCAGAUGGGUCUGGUGUUGACCCAUCUCCAGCUUCAGUUCCUGAUGGGUCUGGUGUUGACCCAUCUGCAGCUUCAGUUCCUGAUGGGUCUGGUGUUGACCCACUUGCAGCGUCACAGGGUCCUCCUGUUCCCCCGUCAGCUUCCAUUCCCAGCACCUCGGAGGCUCGCGAUCCAGUAUACCUUGCCAUUUUGGCAAGGUUGGAGACUGUGGAGAGGGGGCAGGCCGCUCUGCUAAGAGGACAAACAGCGAUUAUGGAUCAGUUGAGGACCAUAAUGAUGCUCCUGCAAGAUCCUGGAAGGCCGGCAGCAGAUUCACAGCCACAGCCACAACCGGAAGAGGAGGCUCGGACACCGGAAGAUGACUUCAUUCUCCCAAAUGAUUACCAACCGGAUGAUGAUGACAUGUUCUGUACACCUGAGAAGACGAAUAUCACCAGCAUCGUGGAUACUCAGGAUUCUGAGGUGCAGGUGUUAGAGACAGCUCCAGAAGUCAUGGAGAACCGGAGGAAGAGAAGGCGGCCUAGGUGGUUCGCUGAGUACACUGAAAUGAAGAAGAAGGCUAGGGCUACUUCGACACUCGUGAAUGCGGACCCACUUAGAGUGGUUGAUCGGAAGCUGCUCAAGACUUUUCACAAUUGGGUACUCGGCCAGAUUGGGAAUAAUUACCCGAGAGAGUGCUUCACCGGUCGAUACCAUUCGUCUUGGUUCCUCGAACUGCAUACUCCGAAAUUUUGGCUUGGGAACGAUCAUUUGGAUGCGGCAUUCCAUUUGAUGAGGAGGCGACAACACUUUUAUCCCGAGUCCUACCCGAAUAGAUGUGUCAUAAUGCCGUGUAUUUUCCCAGCAGGAGUUAUUGCUCGGUGGGAAGCUGCGGGUGAUGACCAGGCUAACUAUCAGUGGGACGAGAGCAUAUUAGAUUUGAUUCGAGGGGAUGAAAGUCAAUUCUUGGCCAGUUGGAAGAACAAGGAGAGAAUAUAUAUGGCCCUCUACUUCGAUGGAGCAAAGUAUUGGGUGGCAUUAUUGAUAGAUCUGGAUCAUUGGUUGUUGAACAUAUUUGACUCCAGCCUCGGAUCGAUUUCCCCGAACGAAUUGAACCGUCACCUGGCAAUGUGGGAAAAAUUACUACCAAAUUUGCUGCUGCAGGCUGGCCUAUUCGAGAGUCAUGGCAUGAUCCUCUUGCCUCAACUUACCGCCUCAGAGAGCCAGGUCAGAAAUUUCACUUCAAAAGUCAUGGAUCGGGCCGUUGUUCCACAGACAAAGACAAGCGGUAACUGCAGGAUGUACGUGAUAGAGCACAUCGAGCAUAGUAUGCUGGAGACUACGUUUGAUAAUGUGCACGAUGAGAAUAUGAAGAAAUUUAGAGAGCGGUGGUGUGUAGAUUUGUUUUACCAGAAUUUAGCAUGAACAAAUGUUUUUUUUAUUGGUAUGUUUAUGUUUUUUCAAGAGUUCAUACAAAUUUUACGC